Molecule: messenger RNA, 4251 nt
Organism: Lethenteron reissneri (Far Eastern brook lamprey)
Lineage: Eukaryota; Metazoa; Chordata; Hyperoartia; Petromyzontiformes; Petromyzontidae
Product: oocyte zinc finger protein XlCOF6-like
Biological process (GO): regulation of transcription by RNA polymerase II
Molecular function (GO): DNA-binding transcription factor activity, RNA polymerase II-specific; RNA polymerase II cis-regulatory region sequence-specific DNA binding
Source: RefSeq, a predicted model, not a curated record
ACGUCACGAGCUGCUACACCGCGCUCGCUCUCACAGAUCCGAGAAUUGGUCUGAUGGAGCAAAGGCACUCAACGCAGCUCAUUAGACAAAGACAACAAUGGGACCAGUAUGCAAACAGCAUGGAUUGUACUAGAAAUCUUACACAAGACCAGAGAUCUCCAACGGGAGAGAAACCCUUCAAGUGCACUGUGUGUGGGAAGGCAUUUUCAGAUUCAUUUAAUCUUAAAAAACACCAGAGAACACACACAGGAGAGAAACCCUUCAGGUGUAGUGUGUGUGGGAAGGAAUUUUCAUUUUCAUCUGGUCUUAAAAAACACGAGAGAACACACACAGGAGAGAAACCCUUCAAAUGCACUGUGUGUGGGAAGGCAUUUUCAAGUUCAUUUAAUCUUAAGAUACACCAGAGAACACACACAGGAGAUAAACCCUUCAAGUGCAGUUUGUGUGAGAUGGCAUUUUCACAGUCAUCUAAUCUUAAAAUCCACCAGAGAAUACACACAGGAGAGAAACCCUUCAAGUGCAGUGUGUGUGAGAUGGCAUUUUCACAGUUAUCUAAUCUUACAAUCCACCAGAGAACGCACAAAGGAGAGAACCCCUUCAAGUGCGGUGUGUGUGAGAUGGCAUUUUCACAUUCAUCAAAUCUUAAAAUGCACGAGAGAACGCACACAGUAGAGAAACCCUUUAAGUGCAGUGUGUGUGGGAAGGCAUUUUCACGUUCGUCUUAUUUUAAAAUACACCAGAGAAUACACACAGGAGAGAAACCCUUCAAGUGCACUGUGUGCGGGAAGGCAUUUUCAAGUUCAUUUUAUCUUAAAAUACACCAGAGAACACACACAGGAGAGAAACCCUUCAAGUGCACUGUGUGUGAGAAGCCAUUUUCAAGUUCAUUUUAUCUUAAAUUACACCAGAAAACACACACAGGAGAGAAACCCUUCCAGUGCACUGUGUGUGUGAAGGCAUUUUCAAGUUCAUCUUAUCUUAAAAUACACCAGAGAACACACACAGGAGAAAAACCCUUCCAGUGCACUGUGUGUGAGAAGGCAUUUUCACGUUCAUCUUAUCUUAAAAAACACCAGACAACACACAGAGGAGAGAAACCCUUCAGGUGCACUGUGUGUGACAAGGCAUUUUCAAAUUCAUUUUAUCUUGAAAUACACCAGAGAACACACACAGGAGAGAAGCCCUUCAGGUGCACUGUGUGUGGGAAGGCAUUUUCACGUUCAUCGCAUCUUAAAAAACACCAGAGAACACACACAGUAGAGAACCCCUUCGGGUGUAGUGUGUGUGGGAAGGCAUUUUCAAGUUCGUCUAAUCUUAAAAUACACCAGAGAACACACACAGGAGAUGAACCCUUCAAGUGCAGUGUGUGUGAGAUGGCAUUUUCACAUUCAUCAAAUCUUAAAAGGCACCAGAGAACGCACACAGGAGUGAAACCCUUUAUGUGCAGUGUGUGUGGGAAGGCAUUUUCAAGUUCAUAUAAUCUUAAAAUACACCAGAGAACACACACAGGAGAGAAACCCUUCAAGUGCAUUGUGUGUGGGAAGGCAUUUUCAAGUUCAUAUAAUCUUAAACUACACCAGAGAACACACACAGGAGAGAAACCAUUCAAGUGCACUUUGUGCGGGAAGGCGUUUGAACAUUCACAACAUCUUCAUAGACACCAGAGAACACACGGGCAUCAGAAGACCCCCAAGGAGUGUAGUCUGAAAUCGACUUGUGAAAGUCAAAGUGCUGCAAUGAGCCCAUCCCUCCUGAAAAAAGAACCAGAAGUAAAUUCCAGCUUGGACACUAUGACAUGUAUCAAGGUGAAAUUUGAAGAGGCGACGGUGAAGAGCGAAGAAGUGAAGGUCAAAUGUGAAGAUGAACAUUCAACUCCAAAAUCGGACCUUCACAUCAAUGGAGGCAACGUGAAGCAGGAGGAGAAUUCUGACUGUGAGGCAGAGCGAGGCAACUCCCAGCAGUUUGUGGAAGUGGAGGUGUGGGUGGACUUCUUAGACAAUACAAAGUCAAAUGGAGAACCUGUAGAUGUGUAAGAUUGAGACAAUGAAGCUCCAAUAGAUUCACAUUUGUCACAGGCCUUUAAGGAAAAUAACUUGAAGUUGAACACUCCAUUCCUAUGUUCAACCUGCUGAGUAAGAGCAGUCAGUAUUUGCGGCCCUUUGGGUUGGGUAGAUCUCUAACUAGGAGCGAGAGCCAAUAAGCUCCCAAGCAUUCACUAUGUUAUAAUAAUAUUAGCAUUUAUAUAGUGCUUGCUUAAUCGCCUCAGCAACUUGGAGUUUUGUAUUAUCUCAUCACAAACACUCGAAGAGCACGCCUUUUGGUGUCCUCUGGAUUAUCACCGUUUGAUACUAGGGUCGAAAGAAAGCUGUCUCUGGUGUGGACCAAUCAGUUUCAAAGACAAUGCAUAUGUUGUGUCCUAGGCACGACGCAUACAUAGAGACUACUGCAAGUUACAGAAGACUACAAGCGACAGAGAGUACUGCGAUGGGCAGACUCCGGAGCAUGGCCUCGAGAUCAACAAUGGGUUUUGUGUCUCGUAGAGAAGAGGGGGCGAGGUGAUGCUCGUUGCUGAGUUCGGCAUGGACCGACAGAGUAUCGCUGAGAGUUUUAUUCUACAUUUAUCCUCAUGUUUUGAGUCGCUUGCAAAGUCAAGGAUUGCGAUAAGUUGUUUUGUACUAAGCUUUCACAGUUGUUUAAGAGGUGUGCAAAUACAAUUUACAAGUUUUGAGAGUGAGUUCCAGCUCCCACGAGCAGCUGCGAUCGGCAGGCUCCGGGGAACCUGCCCCCGUGACUGGCACAUCGUCAACGAGCUGCACCAGCAGAAGCCACGAGUCUACGAAAUCAACACAAAGAGUUACUUACUGCAAGCAGCAAGCUCUGGGGUGGGACUCUGCAAUCAACCAAGGAUGAAGAGGCUUGACGAGUAGCAAUUGGUCACCGAGUACGAGCUCGGCGCUGACAGAAGUAUCGCUCAAAGUUAUUCUACACUGAGUGCCAGCUUCCACGAGCAGCUGCAGCCCGAGAGAUAGUGACGAGCAACGACGAGCAAUCAUCCGGGAGAAAGGAUGAAAGCCCAAUUAUCGACCAAGCCAGCAUCGUAGAGAACCAGCUGCACGCAGAACCAGGCAUCGCCAGAGAGCACGGAGCCGGAGAGAGAGCGCAGCAGCGCCACCGAGCAAGGGUGUCAGCUGCCAGCGGACGAGCGGCGAGCGCUGUCGAGCACCUUGAAAGACAAGCAUCGUGCCGACUCAGCUCAUCCAGCAGGGGAAAGAGCCUGACCAGCCGCCCGUGAGGAAGAGAGCGCCAGCGAGAGCGCCGUGGGUUCGACCUACACACACCGACCAGCACCAGCUGUGAACCAAGACAAGAGUGAAGAACGGCGACUAGCAGACGAGCUGCAGGCGCUAUCUGACGACGGAAUCAUCGUGCACCGCCGACGUCGAGCGUCGUGCCGACUCUUCAUCCAGCAGUGGGCAGCAGCUCCAGCUGCCGCCGAGCGAGAGAGAGCGAGGAAGCUGUGUGUAUGACCCUCCCCCACACUCACAUACUCGCCACGUAUCACCCAGCGUCUGCUUGACGCAAAGAAUUGAUGAAGGAGACAAAACCACCAAACACACACAUUCCGCAUAUACCGAGACUAAUAAUAAUAAGAAUAAUGAUAAGAGUGUGUCAAGUAUUAGCUGAUAGUGAAGAACAUUGCUGCCCAUUGAGUCACGUGGAUACGGUUGUUGAGAAAUUUUUCAGUCAUUCUUUUUGUUAAUUUUAACUGUACCGAUGAAUUCAUUGACGAAACUAAACGUUUAGAAACCUACAUUACGAAUCCACACACUCACAGGGAGACUUGUGUUGAAAUCUUUCUUUUGAUCACAGAAUCUUGCCCGCGAUUUUAUUGAAGCCUUAGCCAAUUGAUAAGCAUUUGCUGAAGCAGGCACACUGCCGCACACCAUUGUUCCAAGACAUUUAGUUAAUUACAUAAUCUACCAAUGAAUUCAUUAAAGUCUACUUUUGCAUUCGGGACAUGUUUCUUUAUUGCCAUUCGUAUGAAUAUCGUCACAUUAAUUUUUAAGGACUUUAUCCUAUGCUCGCGUUACUCUGAGGAAUUAACCGAUUGCUCUGUUACCCAGUUUAACGUAAUCAUUGAGAGUUAAAUGUACGGAUCAAUGAGGAGCACAUCUCCAGGAGUACAGUGUUGACAAUUCCAAGCAUAAGAGUUCGCAUAUUAGAGUGUUAUGUUUUUGUUUAGAAAUUAAA